Messenger RNA from Strongylocentrotus purpuratus (purple sea urchin), 1861 nucleotides. Its product is annotated as cell adhesion molecule-related/down-regulated by oncogenes-like. The record is from RefSeq and is a predicted model, not a curated record. NCBI's taxonomy places the organism in Eukaryota, Metazoa, Echinodermata, Echinoidea, Camarodonta, Strongylocentrotidae. The transcript has 7 exons. Gene Ontology annotation, molecular function: protein binding. The coding region runs from base 1 to 1857 and encodes 618 amino acids.
AUGUCGCCUCAGGUCCUAGCCCUGCCACGUCUCUCGACAAAACCACAAGUACAGAACGUCACUACAUCGACGAUUGGGAUAGAAUGGAAGAAAGACUACGAUGGUGACGGGCCCGUUUGCGGUUUCAUCGUCGAGCUUAAGGCUCCGGAUUCAACUUCGUGGACGAGUGUCGGAUUCGUCUCCUUCGACGAUGACCAGGACGAUUUCGAAUACACGAUUGACAGACUCGAUGCUGGCGCCCUCUACGGGAUUAGUGUUAUAAUUCUACACUGCUCCAACAGAGAAGGUGAAACGGGUCCGGAGAUCAGCCGGUCAACAGAGGACUAUUUAAAGAACGUCACUACAUCAACGAUUGGGAUAGAAUGGAAGGGAGCUUACGAUGGUGACGGGCCCGUAUGCGGUUUCAUCGUCGAGCUUAAACCUCCGGAUUCAACUUUGUGGAUGAGUGUUGCAUUCGUCUCUUUCGAAGAGAAGGAGGCCGAUUUCGAAUACAUAAUUGACAGACUCAAUGCCGGCGCCCUCUACGGGAUUAGCAUUAUCAUUCUGCACUGCUCCGGCAGAGAAGGAGAAAGGGGUCCUGACAUCAGUCAGUCAACAGAGGACUAUGUUCUACCCAGCUUGUCCCAUCGGCCUAACGCGACAGCAAUUGGAACGUCAUACGUAGUUUUCCGGUGGCAAGAUCAACAUGCUGGCGAUGGGCCCAUAUGUGCCUAUGCAAUUGAUAGAAGGAGCUUCAGCGACGAUAUCCCAUCGUGGUUGGCGGUUGGUUUUGUGUCCGCUCAACCAGGUUCCCUGCCCAGAGAAGAGCUUACAUUCAAUGUAACUGGCCUGGAACCCGAUACGGACUACAAGGUCUCGGUGAGACCUGUUCUUUGCGAUGGGGCAAGGACAUCUGAACUUGGCGAGGGGCCGAUACUUUCUCUAACAACGCCCUCCAUUGUUCUGCCUACGUUGGUUGAAGCUCCUCAAAGUACAAACCUGUCCUCUAAUAACGUGACCAUCCGGUGGACCAAUCAGCAUCAAGGAGACGGGCCAAUCUGUGGAUACGGAAUCAACAUCAAGACAAACGACGACAAAGAACGCGGUGGUGAUGAUGACAGUGAUCCAUGGGGAAGCGUGGGGUACGUGUCGGUGGAGAGCGAGCUACAGUUCGAUGUCGGUCACCUAGAGCCGAAUACCACGUACCAAGUCGCAGUUUCUGUAAUCAAUUGCAUAUCUUCUCGGGAAGGUCCACGGGAACCAAUACUGCAGUUCACCACCACGACUGUGACAAUUCCUGUGGUCGUUCUGCCUACGUUGGUUGAAGCUCCUCAAAGUACAAACCUGUCCUCUAAUAACGUGACCAUCCGUUGGACCAAUCAGCAUCAAGGAGACGGGCCAAUCUGUGGAUACGGAAUCAACAUCAAGACAAACGACGACAAAGACCGCGGUGGUGAUGAUGACAGUGAUCCAUGGGGAAGCGUGGGGUACGUGUCGGUGGAGAGUGAGCCACAGUUCGAUGUCGGUCAUCUAGAGCCGAAUACCACGUACCAAGUCGCAGUUUCUGUAAUCAAUUGCAUAUCUUCUCGGGAAGGUCCACGAGAACCAAUACUGCAGUUCACCACCAAGACUGUGACAAUUCCUGUGGUCGUUCUACCCAGCUUGUCCCAUCGGCCUAACGCGACAGCAAUUGGAACGUCCUACGUAGUUUUCUGGUGGCAAGAUCAACAUACUGGCGAUGGGCCCAUAUGUGCCUAUGCAAUUGAUAGAAGGAGCUUCAGCGACGAUAUCCCAUCGUGGUUGGCGGUUGGUUUUGUGUCCGCUCAACCAGGUUCCCUGUCCAGAGAAGAGCUUACAUUCAAUGUAACUGGCCUGUAACCCG